Messenger RNA from Homarus americanus (American lobster), 3282 nucleotides. RefSeq names its product collagen alpha-1(I) chain-like. NCBI's taxonomy places the organism in Eukaryota, Metazoa, Arthropoda, Malacostraca, Decapoda, Nephropidae. The record is from RefSeq and is a predicted model, not a curated record. The transcript is spliced from 4 exons. The coding region runs from base 1 to 3282 and encodes 1093 amino acids.
AUGGGUACACGGGGCCCUGGGACCAAUGGUGGCCGGGGUGCUGAUGUGGUACACGGGGGCAGGACCAGUGGUGGCGGGGUGCUAAUGUGGUACACGGGGCCCUGGGACAAGUGGUGGCCGGGGUGGAUGUGGUACAAGGGGCCCAAGACCAGUGGUGGGGGUGCUGAUGUGGUACACGGGGGCACGGACCAGUGGUCACGGGAUGCUGAUGUGGUACACGGGGCCCUGGGACAAGUGGUGGCCGGGGUGCUAAUGUGGUACACAGGGGCCCUGGGACCAAUGGUGGCCGGGGUGAGAUGGCACGGGGCCCGGGACAAGUGGUGGCCAAUGCAUGGCACACGGGGGCCCUGGGACCAAUGGACCAGUGGUGGCCGUGUUGUCCCAGGAACCAGUGGUGGCCGUGUUGUCCCAGGAACCAGUGGUGGCCGUGUUGUCCCAGGAACUGGUGGCCUGGUUGCCCCAGGACCAGUGGUGGCCGUGCGUCCCAGGACCAGUGGUGCCCGGGUUGCCCCAGGACCAGUGUGUGGCCGUGUUGCCCCAGGAACCAGUGGUGGCCGUGUUGUCCCAGGAACCAGUGGUGGCCGUGUUGCCCCAGGAACCAGUGGUGGCCAGGUUGCCCCAGGAACCAGUGGUGGCUAUGUUGUCCCAGAACCAGUGGUGGCCUUGGCCCCCAGGAACGUGGUGGCCAGGUUGCCCCAGGAACCAGUGGUGGCCUUGCUGCCCCAGGACCAGUGGUGGCCGUGUUGUCCCAGAACCAGUGGUGGCCGUGUUGUCCCAGGAACCAGUGGUGGCCGUGUUGUCCCAGGAAACCAGUGGUGCCUGGUUGCCCCAGGACCAGUGGUGGCCGUGUUGCCCCAGGACCAGUGGUGGCCGGCCCAGGACCAGUGUGUGGCCGUGUUGCCCCAGGAACCAGUGGUGGCCGUGUUGCCCCAGGAACCAGUGGUGGCCGGGUUGCCCCAGGAACCAGUGGUGGCUAUGUGUCCCAGGAACCAGGUGGCCGUGUUCUGGAACCAGUGGUGGCCAGGUUGCCCCAGGAACCAGUGGUGGCAGGUUGCCCCAGGAACCAGUGGUGGCCAGGCCCCAGGAACCAGUGGUGGCCAGGUUCAGAACCAGUGGUGGCCGUGUUGUCCCAGGAACCAGUGGUGGCCGGGUUGCCCCAGGAACCAGUGGUGGCGUUGCCCCAGGAAACCAGUGGUGGCUGUGCUGCCCCGGAACCACAGGUUGCCCCAGGACCAGUGUGUGGCCGUUGCCCAGGGAUCAGUGGUGGCUGCCGUUCCAGGACCAGUGUGUGGCCAGGUUUCAAACCAGUGGUGGCCAGGCCCCAGGACCAGUGGUGGCCGGGUUUCCCCAGGACCAGGCCGUGGUGUCCCAGGGAACGGUGGUGGCCAGUGGCCCCAGGACCAGUGGUGGCUGGGUUGCCCCAGGAUCAGUGUGUGGCCGUGUUGUCCAGGAACCAAUGGUGGCUGUGCGUCUUGCCAGGACCAGUGGUGGCCGAGAGCUGCCCCAGGACCAGUGGUGGCCAGGUCUCAGGAGGAACCGGUGGUGGCCAGUUGUCCCAGGAAACAGUGGUGGCCGGGUUGCCCCAGGGACCAGUGGUGGCCAGGUUGCCCCAGGACCAGUGUGUGGCCGUGUUGCCCAGGAACCAGUGGUGCCGUCCCAGGAACCAGUGGUGUGAGUUGCCCCAGGACCAGUGGUGGCUGGGUUGGCCAGGACCAGUGGUGGCCGGGUUGCCCAAGGACCAGUGUGUGGGUUGCCCCAGGACCAGUGGUGGCCGUGUUGCCCAGGGAACCAAUGGUGGCCAGGUUGCCCCAGGACCAGUGGUGCGGGUUGCCCAGGACCAGUGGUGGCCGUGUUGCCCCAGGAACCAAUGGUGGCCGGGUUGCCCCAGGACCAGUGGUGGCCGUGUUGCCCCAGGAACCAAUGGUGGCCGGGUUGCCCAGAGACCAGUGUGUGGCCAGGUUGCCCCAGGAACCAGUGGUGGCCGUGUGCCCAGGAACCAAUGGUGGCCAGGUUGCCCCAGGACCAGUGGUGGCCAGGUUGCCCCAGGACCAGUGGUGGCCAGGUUGCACCAGGACUAGUGGUGGCCGGGUUGCCAGGACCAGUGGUGGCCAGGUUCCCAGGACCAGUGGUAUCCGGGUGCCCAGGACUAGUGGUGGCCAGGUUGCACCAGGACCAGUGGUGGCCGGGUUGCCCCCAGGACUAGUGGUGGCCAGGACCAGUGGUGGCCGGUUGCCCCAGGACCAGUGGUGCGGGUUGCCCAGGACUAGUGGUGGCCGUGUUGUCCCAGGAACCAGUGGUGGCCUGGUUGCCCCAGGACCAGUGGUGGCCGUGUUGCCCCAGGACCAGUGUGUGGCCGUUUCCCCAGGAACCAGUGGUGGCCGUGUUGUUCCAGGAACCAGUGGUGGCCGUGUUGCCCAGGAACCAGUGGUGGCCGUGUUGCCCCAGGAACCAGUGGUGGCCAGGGUUGCCCCAGGAACCAGUGGUGGCCUGGUUGCCCCAGGACCAGUGGUGGCCGUGUUGUCCCAGGAACCAGUGGUGGCCGUGUUGUCCCAGGAACCAGUGGUGGCCGUGUUGUCCCAGGAACCAGUGGUGGCCUGGUUGCCCCAGGAACCAGUGGUGGCCGGGUUGCCCCAGGACCAGUGUGUGGCCGUGUUGUCCCAGGAACCAGUGGUGGCCAGGACCAGUGGUGGCUGGGUUGCCCCAGGAUCAGUGUGUGGCCGUGUUGUCCCAGGAACCAAUGGUGGCCGUGUUGCCCCAGGACCAGUGGUGGCCAGGGUUGCCCAGGGAACCGGUGGUGGCCGGUUGUCCCAGGAACCGGUGGUGGCCGGUUGCCCCAGGACCAGUGGUGGCCAGGUUGCCCCAGGACCAGUGUGUGGGCGUGUUGCCCCAGGAACCAGUGGUGGCCGUGUUGUCCCAGGAACCAGUGGUGGCCGGGUUGCCCCAGGACCAGUGGUGGCUGGGUUGCCCCAGGAACCAGUGGUGACCGGGUUGCCCAGGACCAGUGGUGGCCGGGUUGCCCCAGGAACCAGUGGUGGCCGGGUUGCCCAGGACCAGUGUGUGUGGGUGCCCCAGGACCAGUGGUGGCUGGGUUGCCCGGGAACCAGUGGCCGUGUUGCCCCAGGAACCAAUGGUGGCCAGGUUGCCCCAGGACCAGUGGUGGCCGGGUUGCCCCAGGACCAGUGGUGGCCGGGUUGCACCAGGACUGGUGGUGGCCGGGUUGCACCAGGACCAGUGGUGGCCGGUUGCCAGGACCAGUGGUAUCCCGGGUUGCCCCAGGACUAG